AAAGAGAUGAGUUUUCAGUCUGCGCCGGAAGGUGUGCAAGCUAUCUGCUGUCUUGAUGUCAAUGGGGAGCUCAUAAGUUAUAAGUUUUGUUUUCAUUAAGUGCCUGAAACAGCCUAUGCACAUUUGUCAUUCACACAGUCUUUAACACGCUCAUACAACAGUAGGUCAUCAGAUAAUUGAUUGAGGUCUCAAACUUUUGUUUGUAAUCAGCCGAUAUUCUCAGUAAAUAUGAAGGUUCUCUCUCUUUAUGAAACAGUGAAGUUGCCCCUAGCAAUCAUUGGACUGUCUUUUAAAUUAAUUUAGCAAAAUAUGGUCUGAUCUUGGAUCAUGGUUCACGAUGGCCAACAUCAGCUAAAAGUUCUGAAGGAAUUCAGUCUGGAGUUUUAUCUAAAGAGCCAAUUAACUGGUCUACAGUGUUUGAGAGAGCACUUUUGUUAACGCUACCUUUAACUACCCUGUCUGACUCAGCUGACCCUAAGCAGUGCUGAUCAAAAGCAUGACUACUGUUAUGUUUGUCAGGUUAUCAUUAACCUAAUACUCUUGCUGUCUAUAAAUGAUCAACUUCAAAAGUUACUCCUUCUUCAGUUUAUGAAUUCAUCCAAUUUACUGAUUAACAGAAGUUGAAUCUUGAAUGAUCAGCUCUCUUGUUGCUCAUUGGCUGUCUCGUUUUUAUUGCAGGAAGUUCCCUCUGAGGCAGGGAGUGUCUGCAUAUAAAAUGGUCUGCAGUUCACUGCUCCAUAGAUGCCACCUAUUCCACCUCGAGCCCCUUGGCCUCCUCCUCCCUGGCUAUGGGAGCCCCGUCCUCUGGCUCUUCUACCUCCUCCUCAGACCAUCUCAAGGCCCCCCAGCAUCUCCACUCCACUGGAGAAGAUGGAGCUGCAGAGAUUCAAGGUAUGGAGGGUGCUGUGUCGGCCCCCAGCAGAGGAGCAAACACUGCAGCAGGAGACAUAGGGUCAGCAGUGUUGUCAGGGCCAGGAGUCCAGCAGCCUCAGAACACCCCGUCCAAACGGAGGCCUGUGUUGAACAUAUCCCCCCCGCCCGAGGACCUGUUUGACGACAGCCAGAUGUCCUGCCAAGAGGAGCCUUCAGUGUCCGCUCCAACGGGUCCAGACUCGGAGCAUAGCAGCAGCAUGUGGGCCGACGACUCUGUCUCCAACUUCAGCUUGAUCAGCUCCGUCUCCUACAACGACAACACAGAGGUGCCGCGCAAGUCUAGGAAACGCACCCCCCGCCAGCGGCCUGGGCCCAAACCUGCCCAUCCAGAGGACAGCAUGGACGUGUUCGAUGCUGACAGCGCAAAGGCCCCUCACUUUGUCCUGUCCCAGCUGGGCACAGACAAAACCAGUCCCAGCUCUCUUGAGUCAGGAACUGCAGUGAAGGGUGGGUCACUGUCUACUCAGUACCCCCAGAGGAGUGAUGGGAAGGAGCUGAAGAUCCUGGUGCAGCCAGAGACCCAGCACAGAGCUCGCUAUCUGACCGAGGGCAGCAGAGGUUCUGUCAAAGACCGCACUCAGCAGGGAUUCCCCACUGUCAAGUUGGAAGGUGUGAAUGAACCAGUUGUGCUACAGGUGUUUGUAGCAAAUGAUGCCGGCAGAGUGAAGCCUCACGGUUUCUACCAGGCAUGCAGAGUAACAGGGCGCAACACCACUGCCUGCAAGGAGGUGGACAUUGAAGGCACCACUGUUAUCGAGAUCCCUCUGGAGCCCAGCAGUGAUAUGACACUCGCGGUGGACCGUGUAGGAAUUUUGAAGUUGCGUAAUGCAGACGUGGAGGCCCGUAUCGGUGUGGCAGGGUCCAAGAAGAAGAGUACACGAGCCAGGCUGGCGUUCAGAGUCAACAUCCCCCAACCUGAUGGAUCCAUCCUUACUCUACAGGUCACCUCUUCACCCAUCCUCUGCACCCAACCAGCAGGAGUGCCAGAGAUCCUGAAGAAGAGUCUUCACAGCUGCUCAGCGAGAGGAGGAGAUGAAGUCUUUAUCAUCGGAAAGAACUUCCUCAAAGGAACCAAAGUUAUUUUUCAGGAGAAUAUUGCAGAUGAUAAUUCCUGGCAAGCUGAGGCUAAGAUUGACAUGGACCUUUUCCACCAGAACCAUUUGAUAGUGACAGUCCCUCCGUUCCAAAACCAGUCAAUCGCUUCUCCCGUUUCUGUGGGAAUCUACGUGAUGACCAAUGCUGGUAGAUCACAUGAGGCCCAGCCCUUCACCUACACUCCAGACUCAGCUGAUAACUCAGAAGUCCGGACAAUAAAAACAGAGGGACCCUCUCUAGUCAGCACGUGUAUAUUUGAUUGCCAGAUCAAAUCUAUAUCUUCUGAGCAAACUGACAGCUCUGCUCCUCCUUCCAAACGGCAAGAGGACACACCAAUGGAAGUGUCUAGCAAUCCAACUCCCACAGAUGUCUUUAAGCCAUCCCCUGACCCUCUUGUCGUGGUGCAGCAGACACUGGAGCUCAGCUCUAACCCUCAUCCAGGUGGAGAGUCCUUUCAGAGCCCAAUGCCCCUACAACCUGAAGACGUGGAGCUCUCCCAGGUGCCCCCUGUCUUUCCUAGCCUUGAGUCUCUCAGCCCCAUACAGAAGCAAGACAUUACCCCCACAACCUCGUUCCCAGUGCAGGGCGAUACCACAAUCCCCCCUGUAACACCAGAAGUCCCUCAGCAAUUUCUCAGAGAUCCUCAGGACAGCGUACCUCCUGAGAGUUCCAAUAGUAGCGGCGGGGUCCUAGUCUUGGCCAUGUCCCAGAUAGCGACUCCCUCUCAGCCCCAGCAGUCACAGGUACCCCUAUUCCCCCAGGAUGGGGUGACCCAGCUGGAGAGGGCAGUAAGGGAGCUACAGGCGGGAGGAAACACCACCUUCCAGCAAGUGUUGGAGGCGGCUGUAGCCCAGCAGCAGCUCAACUCUGUGCUGUACAGCCCCACCCCCUCUGCAGACACCCUCCAGCAGCACGUCCAGGAGAACAUGAAUAGCCUUAGAUUGGGAAACACAGAUAAUACACUAUCAACACAGCUACAAAUACAACAGCAACAGCAGAUGCAACAACAACAGCAGAUGCAACAACAACAGCAGAUGCAACAACAACAACAGAUGCAACAGCAACAACAGAUGCAACAGCAACAACAGAUACAACAGCAGAUGCAACAACAACAAAUACAGCAACAGUUUCAACAGCAUCCACACCUGCAGCAACAUCAAAUCCUUGGUACCCUUCAGCAGCAAGGUCUUAGUAACAUGCAGAUCCAACAACAGCUUCUAUUACAGCCACAAGAGCAGCAGCACAUUAUAGACAAUAUUCAGCAGCAGCAACAUCUGCAGCAGAAUCAGCAACAGCAAGUCCUCAACAGCAUCCAACUUCAGGAUCAGCAACAACAAAAUCAAAUACUUACCAAUUUACAGCAACAUCAGCUACAGCAGCAGCAGCAACAACAACAACAACAACAAAAUCAAGCGUUGAGCAACUUGCAACAACAACUGCAGGAGCAGCAGGUGUUGGAGAAUUUACAGCAGCACCUUCAGGCGGAGUUGCUUCAGCCCCAAAUCCACUCCGCUCCCCAGGUCCAGCAGCCAGUGUCCCUGCUUCAACAGACUGGAGAGCUGCUCACCAUUCAGACCAGCUUCCCAACACAGUCCCCCUCCCACACGUCUCCCCCACAGCAGCUCUUUCAAUCGCCGCGGCCCCUCGCUGAGACCCAGAGCUCCCAACAGCAGGUCCAGGCUGCCCUGCUCCAGAACACACUGACAGUUCUGACCAGUGGCAGUCUCAGCUCAGUGCAGCAGCCUACAGGGUCAACUUUGUACCUGUCUCCAAACCCUCAGCCCCAACAACAGCAACCACAGCUGACAUUCAUCUCCUCCAUGGAGACCUCCAACAGCCAGCCCCAGUCUGUCGCAAUGUUUCAGAACCAACCCCAAGCUCAGCUUUCCCAGAUGCAGCAGCAGAGCACCCCAAUGGAGCAGCAGCAGUCUCCACAGCAGAACCAACAACAGCAACCGCAGCUUCCAAUGGGCCAGCAGGGCUCCCUGUUCCAGAGUAUCCAGAACCACUCCCAGCCUAACACCGUCCCUCAGAGCCAGCUGUCCCAACCCCAGCAGGCCGGUCUCUUGCUCUGCACCACAGAUCUUAGCCCCCAGGCUAUUCCCCCAACUAUUCUCUUCAGCACCCAGACACAAAGCCCUUCCCAGAUGGGGAGCAUUAGCGUUGGAAUCCAGCUGCCUGACCCAGCAGAGCCCAUGUCCUUCCAGGACCAGAGCUCCUCAGGCGGAGGAAACGUGUCCUCCGCUGAGAACCGGCAGCAAAGCCUGUUCCAGGAACAGCAGCCAAUGCAAGUGGGACUAAGUUCCAGCAGCGUGCAGAGCAGUCAGCCUGUGGAGCUGUUCCUGCCUCAGACCUCUCUGUCCAGCCUGCAGAGCUCUAUUGGCUCACAGGAGCUGAACAACCAGACUCCAUCCCCUGGCACAACCAUCUUUGUGGUCCAGGGCAGUGUGGGGGUGGUAGCCAGCCCUGGCCAGCAGCCCCCGGAGCAGCUUUUCCAGACAACAGUGGGUGGAAAUGUGGCUCCACAAGGACAGGCCAACCUGUUUGUGUUUGGCAUCCAGAAUGACUCGCCCCAGCUGCUCAGUUCCUCCGGACCCACCCUCGCUGCUCAGGGCCCACCUCAGAGCUCCAGUCACAUGCAGCCUCUGUUGGACCAGCCAAUGGGACAAGCUGCCUCCACCAUGCCACCUAACAUGCAUGGCAGCUUACAGAGCACCCUUCAGGCCCAAAUGCAGUCAAGCUUAGAGAGCGCCAUGCAGACAAACACACAAACAACUCUGCAGUCCAGUUUACAGGCAACCAUAGAGACAAGCCUGCCGACUCCAAUGCAGACCAAUCUACAGACACAGAGUAGCUUACAGAAUCAAUUGCAGGCUUCAAUAUCUGCAUCGUCUAACAUGGAUAAAUUUGAGGACAUACUGGAAAGCCUACAAAAGCAGUGAAAAGUGUUUAAACAUCCCUACAUUGACCAGAGUGCGUGGUCUAUGGUGUUUUGUGCAAAUGCCACAACAUUUAGAAAACAAUUAGAUAUUUAAUAAUGAAAUGCCCCUUUACCUAAAACCUCAAUUAUACGCUCUUGCAAUUAUUUGUAUUGAAUAUUUAUAAUUAUUAGAGCCUUCAUACAUCCAUCGUCCUUGAAUCAAAGAAUCCGCCUUUGUUAUUACUCCUCUUGCAGGAUCAGAGAGGCCUGUAAUAACUGCUUUAUCCAUCAGUCUCAGAAAUGCAGUGUUUUGUUGUUAGUGUUUUUAAUAAUAUGAGUCUAUGAGAUGAUGAUAAAAAACCUACCAGGUUUGGUGGAGAAACUGGAAAGGGAUAAAGAAUGUCAGCAACAGGGAAACGGGAAUAGUAUUGUCAGAGUAGGCGGAGCAGAUUAAAACAGCCAGCGAUGAAGUGAAUAUCAGAUUGUGUCAGAUAUAAACUGAAUCUCAUUUUGUGAGUGUAAAGACUUCAAGCUCAAUAUGAGGGGAAGAGAUGUGUUUUUGUCUGUUCAUCAUGUGAAUAUCAUUUACCUGGCAUAACAACAGGGAUGAAAUAUUGUCGCCACUCAAUUUAAUCUAAUGACAUGACAGGAUAUUUUGCAGUUAAUUAGACCCUGGUUUUGCACAUGUCAUCAAUUUGACUACUCUAAGAGUAGAGACUGACAAAUUAAGUACAUUUGUAGAAUGUUUGCCUCCAUAAUAUGUGCUGCACAUGAGCAGACUCUAGUAGAAGAGAGUUUGAGCAUUGAUCGACUCCACAAAAAAUAACUCGCUCACCAAAAUGGUGAUCAGUCAAUACAUUCUGGUAUUGUAGGGGGUUCCCCCAAAAAAUAAGAGGGCCUAUCAAACACACUCAAAUGAGAUUCAGCCUUGUGAUAACUGUGACUUGGCUUUUGGUUCUGGCACCUCCCAGUGUUUUCAUAGGUCAAGGUGUCAAUACUGGGCUUGCAGAAGCUUUUUGGUCAAAUUUUAAGAAGCAUUCAACUAUGUAGUGUGUGUAUAUAUUUUUUGUUUUGAAAAAUUGGUAACUUUUACCAAUUUAAUGUGGAUAGAAAGAAACGUUCCACUUGUGAAAAUGGAGUGUUGUGUGGUUUUAUAAACAUUUUAUCUCAAGCACUUUAUAACCUCUAGAUAAUCCUUAUAUUCGUCCACAGCUCUCUACUGACCCAGCUGAAUUUGUACUCGGAACUAUCCAGUUAAAAAAACGAAAAAAGUAACACAGCCGUUGUCUUUGUAAAGGUAAAUACAUCUUAAUCAAGCAUUUUUACAUUAUUUUUUAGGUCUAUGACAACUUUGUAUAGGAUGUCUACUCACUGUUGAAUUCCUCUUUGUAUUCAGUCUCAGUGGUCCAGUCUAAACAAACAGCCAUUCCCACAAAAGCAUUGUCAAUUUUCAGUGUUGGGAGUGGUAAGUAGGCCUUUGUGUUUUACACACUGACACAACACCCUAAAAUACUGAUUUGUUUUAGUUAGUCCAUGAAAUGAAGGAGUUUUCAUCGUAUUGUUAUUUGUACUAUUUACUGUCCAAUCUGUCACUUGAGACUGUUUUACCUUGUGUUGUGUUAGAUAUUUAAGUUUUCGUCUCAGUGGUACCGUGUGAAGUUGGCAUCCAGUGCCCGUCCCAUGUGUUGUGAACAGGGGCUCACUGGUAAAUGAAAUCUCUGUUACAUAGAGGCCGCCAUUUUGAUCUAUGGUGCUAUGUGCAGGAAUGGUGGGCACUUCUGAUGUGAUGUUAGUACAUAACAGUUUAUACUUAUCUCUAUAGCACUGACAAUAAUUGUUAGUUUUGAAGCGGCGUUGAGUCUAGAGCUGGCUGUUGUUGUGGGGUCAGACUGGAGCGCACCCAGGCAUACCAAAGCUCCUGUUGUGAAUCAUCUUGUCUCAUUCAUGUCCUUGCAAAUGCUAUCAUAAUGUUUACUCAUUCGUACUUACUCAUUUAAGUUAUGCAGCUCUUACAUGGAUAGUAAUUCAGCAUGUUUUUGAGUGCAAGAGUUAUAAAAGAUACGUAAAGGUACUUUGUGUCAUGGAUCAGUUUUCCUCUAAACAUUUCCACCAAUUUGAUACAUUACUCUAUUUUUUGAUGCAAAAUAUAACGGCUGUACUUUCCAUAUCUAUAAAAGUGGCCAAUUUUGGCAUUAUCAAAAAGACAAUUUUUGAGAAUAAUUCAAAUGUUAGAAUAGUGUUGCUCACAUAUGCAUUUGUUUACAUUUUCAUAGUCAUACUAUUUUUUCCUGCAGUUGUUCGUGAUCCGUUUUAAAGUAACUUAUCUUUUUUAGAAUUUUGUAUCCAUGUAUCAAAAAUGCAGAGUAUUUUUGUAAAACUAAACUUUUUGGUUUAUGCUCAUAGCACAGAAUAUAUCAUUGCUGGUAUGUUUUCCUGAAAUGAAGCGCAGGUUUAUUGUGAAGUGUGUGACUGAUAUUAGUAAUGUAAUUAAGUGGACAUCAAGCAAAUAUGUUGGAACUUAAUUAUACUGUUUAUAAAAAUGACUUUACCCAACCUGUAUAACAUAAUACAUGGGCUAGGUUUUUCUUGUGUGUGUUUGUUUUUUAUGUCAUGCAUCUCAAAUGGCACUUUGACUCAUCCAUUAACUGUAGAUCAGGUUAGAGCGCAGUAGUGAUGUUUCCAAGCAUUCCAGUCCUCUUGGGGAGUUUAAGAGCACAUGAUGUUGCGGAAGAAGUGCGGAAAAGUAAUGCCUCUUAAAGCCAUACCAACACAGAAAGCCAACCUGUGACUUCAGUUUCAUGAAUGUACAUUUUACCUCAUGGUGUGGACAUAGAGCUUGCUCUACUUCUAACAUCGGACCAAUUACAGUUUUAAAGAACAUAUAUUUUGAGGGUGGGGGUGGCACCAACUGUCAUUUGUAUCACCGUACAUUUUGUCAGAUUGUUUAGUCUUGGAUUGUGGUGUAAUUUCAUGUUUUUUCACGUCCAGUUUCAUUUUGAGCAAUCCAGGAUGCUCAGUCUGACUCUUCGAAUAGCCACGUCCACCUGAAAAAAACCAUGUGAAACAUUAAUUUAAAAGGUGGUGAAGAUAGCACACAAAUCUUUACAAAAUAUCAGUUUUGUCCUUCAGUCAUGUAAUGAAUAUCCAUGUAUAUUUAAAUGUAAAAUAUACUGCAGGGGUAUCUUGAAUUUCAAUUGUGAUGCUUUCAACAGAACUUUGUGUGCCUUGAUAACUUAACUGUUACUCUGCUGUGUUUACUGGUGUCCCUUUCGUGUCAUAGCUAUUUGGCUCCUUGUCCUUUUUAUUCUCUAGGACUGUUGAACAUCAAGACACCUUUUUGUGAUUGAGUCUUUAUUUCUAAACACAAGCAUUACCAUAGCCCAUACAGAUAUAUUUUAUUUGUACAACAUCGUGCAGCUUCACCAGUGAAUUGUCAACUUGUUACUUUCUGUUGAAAAUGUUUUUCAUGCCUCAUGAGAUUUGUACAUGUGAGGUAAAAGGGACGAGACCGUGGAGAUUGUUUUAUGGAGAGCUAUCUUGUGUUGAUGUGCUUGUCAACAUUACUAUUGUUGCUGUGAACUGCUUGAUCAAAAGGAGCAACCAUGAUAAAUUAACUGUUAAUUGCCAAUAGUGUGAGCUGUAUCUUGUGUGUACUCAGUUAGCUCACUUUUCCUAGUUCGCUUUCUAUUUCACAUUCUCCAACAGUUUUGUUGUAUCCGUUCUGUGUAGCUUGAGCUUUAGUAUCUAGCCUUAAGACCCCGCAGUCGGGAUAAAGGUCAACCCCAGUGUGUUAUCAUACAUCUGAACUAUUAUUAACAUGUAAUUUGCCUUGGUCUGGACAUUUGUAUACUCUUCUGUUUAUAUCUGUAAUCCUGCUGCUACAUUAAAAGAAUUAAUAAAAAUUAAAACGUA
Gymnodraco acuticeps is the source of this 8860-nucleotide messenger RNA. Its product is annotated as nuclear factor of activated T-cells 5-like. Lineage: Eukaryota; Metazoa; Chordata; Actinopteri; Perciformes; Bathydraconidae. The transcript is spliced from 11 exons. Gene Ontology annotation, biological process: calcineurin-NFAT signaling cascade; regulation of transcription by RNA polymerase II; cytokine production. The coding region runs from base 789 to 4970 and encodes 1393 amino acids. Gene Ontology annotation, cellular component: transcription regulator complex. The record is from RefSeq and is a predicted model, not a curated record. Gene Ontology annotation, molecular function: RNA polymerase II cis-regulatory region sequence-specific DNA binding; transcription factor binding; DNA-binding transcription factor activity, RNA polymerase II-specific.